UGGGUGAUGUAUGGACGGUGGGGGGCAGCACACGCGGAGUAACCCAGCAUUCAUUUGCGUGAACGGGCGUCGUUCGCAGUUUCUCCGAUGAAGCGCCGCAGAGUGACGGAAGCCACCAGCACCAAAAGUCUGCGGCUGGGCUUUCAGAAGUAUAUACACAGCCAGUACCACGAGGGAAGGGCGCGCAGGCACGCGUUCACACGCAUGUGUGCGCGCGCACCACUCGGAGUGGAUUGCUUAUGACACUGCAGACUGGAUGCUGAUGUGCCGGACUUGCAGCCACCGACGACAGUAGAAACCUCGACGGCCACAGAAAAAAGAGACGAGAGGCAGGGGAUCGACAAGGGGAGGGUCGUCGCGGGCAACCGGAGGCGCCUUCACGGCUGCUGUUGGACUCUGAAAGUCACCUGUCUGUCACGAUCUUUCAUCGCCUUAUCAUUCGCACUGGAAGUUGCUGACAGCGCAUGGGAGAAGAGACAACACACAACGAGGGCUGAAGUCACGUGACGUUUAGAGCUACAGGACUGGCAUUGCGACCCUGAACCGUGCUUUUUUGGAGACUGAACAGCACACUGAACAGUCGUCCCGACGUUACUGCGACAACAGUGUAUCGUUAAGUAAACGGUAAUGUAACGACCUAUGGAUUGGAAGUUUAUCUGUUUUUGUUAAUUUUUCCGUUUGUGCGUCAGUGUUCGUAUCUUCAUCCACGGUUUAUGCUUGACACGCCCACUUUAUUACCCAGCUGUGGAGGUUUUCAUGUGCAGCUGCACGCAAGCCAACUGUCUGUUCACAGCUGUUUACCUCCGCAGCCGUUGUUUCGAAGCUCUUGCAAGGCCGUGCACAACCUCCAUAUAAACUUUAACGACCUGCACUGCUGCGUGUUUGCCACGAAAGCUUGUCUUUCUUGCGAGCGUUUACUCUUCCCUCCCACGCCAACCCCUCUUCUUCCGUGCACAACAAACACAACUACGCCAACCGGUGACCGGUCCGAACACGGCGUGAGCUGUUGACAUGCUUCUCUCGACCCAGGUUCUUGUCUGAUGCUCCUUCUGACAUCCUGUCUGACUUCCUCUUUCUCUCACCACACGGUCUGGCUACAGUUGGACGAACAACUCCCUCGGUGACACGAGCGUUCCGUUCUCCUUCACACAGGAGCGGCGAGGAAGAACAGAAGACGGCGGAAGAAAUCGAAAGCAGUCUGGAGAAAACAUGCUGAGACAACGAAUCGUGAACAGUCAAUACCUCACGCGACCACCACUGCAGUGAGGACCGGCGGCGGGGGUGGGGCUGUCCCACAAAAAAAAAAAAAAAAUUGUGGAGGUCGAUCACAUUCGCACCAGUCCCUGUUGCAGCGUUACGCAGCACAGACUUUCAUUCAGCUGCACGGAGACCGCCGCCGCCGCCGCGGGGGUGGAAGGACCUGAAGGCAAGAGGAAGGAGGGAAGAGGUUAGAGCGGCCAAGAGCCAAAAGGGGAGGACGGAAAUUCCACGCCGACGACCGGCCUCGUCCGAUGCACUGUUUGUUAGUUGGCGACAGGGCUGACGGUCAAGACGAUAAUAGCCAGACGGCCGACAGUUGACCCAGCUUCAGUCUAUCGUGCCGGGAGUCGGUGGGAUUGUUUUUCCCUUUCUCUGUCAUUUCUUCUUCCGAAGUGUCUUCUCCAACAGUGUGUACCGUCUACAGCUCCUUUGUUAUGCUCGAGUCAGGGAUAACCACAACAGGAGAUGAAAUUAAAAGCAGUCUUCCUCGCCUUGCUGUGACAGGGAACCGUGUCGCUCGCUGCACUCUCAACCUUUAACCUCGCUGUCAUUUUCUGAAAUCGCCGCACUCUGGCUUUAUCAUCUCCGAUACCACGAGGCCAAUUCGAGACUGUUUGACCUACUGUGUUACACGCGUAAUGCACUGUUGAAAGUCAUCCCAGCGGCAGAACAGUUUUUGAGCGGCCUGACCGAGAGAGAGAGAGGGUCACCCACCUCCUACCCCGGGGAAUCUCAUUGCGGCGCGCGUGACAGCUCCCGGGUGACGCUGCGUCGUGCUGUGGCAUGUGCUUUUGGAGGCACAAACCGACACGGUCAGAAACCGGCGUCGUCAAAGCGUGAAGACUGAGAGUUCGACCAGCCAGCCAGCCAGCCACCCAGCUAAUUCUGCCGCUGUGCCGCACGGCGAAAAACCUGCAAGGCGUAACCGCAGGCGAUAAAUACAGGUAGACAAAAACUAACUGUUCCCUUUGGAGGGGAGAAGGGAACCAUCCAGCGAUAUGCCGGGGGGGCCGACCUGCCCCCUCCUACCUUUAGCGGUCUAGGUAGACUGUUAGCGCAGCGGCUCAAAGGAUUUUCCCACACCCUGUAUUUAGUUCGUGCUGACACAGUCGCUCGGGCCUCCCGUUUCAGUCUUGACACCUGGCGAUUGCUGUGAUGCACGCAGACGGUCGUGUCGUGGGACGCGAGACACCUUCGUGGGACAUGCUUCACUGAAUUAAAACAGUCGCACUCACCCUUCCACCCACGUGGCAGAAGCAGAGGGAGGUGUGUUCUCGGACGUAGUGUGUGUGUGUCGUCCACACAAGUGAUCGAGCAAGCGGGCCCAGCCGAGGAUAACUACAUACCUGGGUGUGUGUGUGCCAUGUCGGGGUACCAUGUGAUGGUCGUACUGUCAGUGCUGCUCACCCUCUCCAAAGUGGCAUCGUCUCUACAAACGUGCCAACAAGACGACUUUAUUCGUUUGCAAACCGAAUGUCGCGAUCAGAAUAAACGCUUCACAGAUGCCGAGAAGGUGGCAGCUGAUGACGAACGAGGCCCUGUCUCCGAGAUAUGCACGGCGCUUUUUGAUAUGUGGCGGUGUGUCGCACGGAACAUUCCGCAAUGUUUUCUCAACACCACGACCGCCUAUGCUAGCUACACACAUUCCCCACACAACUGCCAGAUGUCGCCGAAGCUCUUACUGGAGCUUCAGACGUUGGUUUUUGGUGGCAUCAAAACUGUCACCAGCACUGUCGUCAUGGACGAAACGAUGCUGACGACGACUCAGGAACCGAGGUCCACGUCCGAGGAAGGAGAAGGUGACGGUGAGGAUGAGGAUGAUGAAAAUGAUAAUGAGGAGGGCAACAGCAGCAGCCAGACUACAAACGGUUCGUCUAUAUCCCGUUGUUCUAGUUUGUGGUUGUUCUUUACCGCGUGGCUGUCAACCCGAGAAAUGGUGAGAGUAACUUUCCGCUCCUGAUUGGUGCUAUUCGUACUUCCAGAUUACGGGUCCAGCGAGCCGUGCUCAUGGUCACCCCUUGAUUGCUUCAUGUGAUGUGGGACACGAAAAUCUUACACAAUGUCGCCGACUACGCCUUCAAAGUGAAAAGUGAAAGUUGAUCAAUACACAUCAAAAUGAUCAUAUGUGAAAAGGCCAGGAAACGGGACUUUUUUUUUUAUAUUCGCCCCUUUCUUUCUUUCUGGCUCUCGACCCGAUAGUUUCCCACCCCCUUCCCAAGUCUCUCUCUCUCUGCCCCCGUCCCCUUGUCUAUCUUUCUAUAACUUAGCUCUCCCAAUAAUCAUAAAUUUGAACAAUGGGCAGUAAACUCCUUUCAUUAAACCAUAUUCCCCCCUCGUUCCUGUAAAGCGACAUAUUUCUGCUGUUGGACUUAAAAUUAUCGUUCAAUGCAUUCCAGGAAUUUUCUGUACGAUACAAAAAUAUUAUUUUGUUGUAUGAAAAUGUUCGAUGAAUUUUUGUACCAAGUGUUUUGCAGUUUAAAGUUUUUAUUGCGUAUUCUAGGUAAGAAUCGUCUGUGAAUAACGAGGUUUUGUUCAAUUUUUGCUGAAGUCCCCGAGUUAAUCGGCUGUUGAAUGCAUCUCCCAGUUUGUGUAUGGUUUCUUUCGUUUUAGUAAAAGAGACGUUCAAUUUUUCUAAAAUUUAGAUUACUAAAAUUGUAAUUUACUAUGAGUUUUUUUGAGGAAAAAAAUAAUUAAGUGUAUAGUGUAUAGUUAAAUUGCGGUUUUGUUUACAUUUUUCAAACAGAAAAAUACCGCGUGAUCAGCACAUAACGGAUGUACAAUGGCCUAAAGCUGCAUGAAGCCAUUGUCCUAAAUUGUUUGUAAACCUCUCGUAAUUGUGAACCUUAACUUUUACCUACUAUCAGUGCCCCUUUCCCGAUCCACCCGCCAGCAGCAAUAGCAAAAUUAAUAUCAUAAUUGAAUAUAGGUCAGUACCGUUUACUGGCUCGUACGCUUGAAGUUUAUCUUAAUGUUCUCUCAAUAGUUUCGGUUAAAUACUGUGCAAGCGAUGCGUUAACAUCUACAGUUUGUCUGCAACCGGAUACAUGCAGCUGCUUUUAGGAUGGGGAUGCGCAAUCUUGUUUGGGUUUUUUGUUUGUUUGUGGGUACUCAGUAACUCAACUAAACAUACAUUCCACUGGUCUUGCAGUUUAGUUUAGCAUAUGGCUUAUACAGUUACGGUACGGAAUUUAAAAGUUUGCUGCCGGUAACUGAUUAUAGCUUUUUUCAAGUCGUGACAAGCAUACACACUCUGCGGAAAUGAACGGCCGGCUAGUCACUUUUCUCGUUUGGGACCGCAGUUCCAAGUUGUUUUAUUUUCUUUUUUUACUUCCACUGUUAUGUGAUUUUUAAGUAUUGUCCAUUGUUAAUCUAUCAGAGGCUAUAGUCCCAAAUUGUAUACUUACAAAGACAGUACAACUUAGUUUUCAUUUUUGUUUUAAUUUCUGUUCUUUACCAUAUCAAAGCCAUUCCUUCUUCUUGUAAACAUAGACAUUAAUCUCAGGAGGGUCCUACAAGUCCGCGUGUUCAGAUGAAACCGGAUUUCAUUUGAGGACUUGUAAAGCACCCAUCCAUACUAAUUUUGAUUGUGGUUUAUGGGCAGGUCAUAUCUAUUAUGCACCUCGGUAGAUUCUUCCCAUCUUUUGUGUGUGUGUUUUCUGGAAUACUACGCCGAGCAGUUGCUAGCCAGAGGCCAUCUUGCGGGUGGCAAUCACGAGGCGCCCUCUGAUUUGCGUUUUGUUACAGACGUUCAGCUAUCAAGAAAAGGACAAACGCACAGGAUAUGUCAAUGCAUUUUUUAUACACCCCUAUGAUCAACUGCUGCAAAGCGUUUUUUAUUUGUUCGUUUGGUAUUUCUUCAUUCUAUAAUGGGACCAUGCUCUAGGCCACUGUACUUUAAAGAUGGUUACUGAUCUAAGUAAAUGCAAAUAACUUUCGGAGGCACGAGGAUCAGGGUCUAUUGUUUUCUGUUGAUUCUUUUUUCACCUACCUGACACUCAGCUCAGAAUAGUCGACCGCAAAGAGAAGUUGCGCGAUGUUGUAUGAGAGAUACUUUCACUAUGAAGCGGUUCCAGCAAAGAAAAAUAAAAGAAAAAUGUCUAUGAACACCAAAGAAUGUAAGGCUUUUCAUAUUUCGAAAUGUUUAUUUAAAAACCUGUUUUAUGUAACGCGCAAAACAAGGAAGGCGGCAACAGCUUUUGUUAUUUCAUGUCGCUUAGCAAGGUCGCUUGGCCAAGUACUAGCAGUUUUUUUUUAAGCUGGGUUUUAUAACUUAGUUACAAUACGCGCACACUGUUUUACAUAUUCUCUCUCUCUUGUGCUUGCUGUCAGAUUACAUUCUGGGGAACAGUAAGUUCAUUACUUCUUUCUUAUUUUACAGUACAUCUGCCCAUUGUGCCAACCAAUAAACUAAAUUAUUAAUAUUGUGGCAGUGUACUGCACAAGAUUCAGGUUUGUAUUUUAGAAUAACCUAUUUCUAAACACUGCAAAUUUGACAAGAAACUCCGCAUUCUCUUUUCAGUGGGGUGGGGGGUCAAACUUCAUGCUGACAGUUAAUGACAUUCAUAUUCUUGCCUCCUCGGUAUCUUUUUUGGAGGGACCUGCAGCCCCUACCCUUCCCCUCACCCCCGGUUCCUACUUCGGUGCUUUAACGUAGCUAAGAUCAUAAUCGUUUGUUUAUUGGAUACAGAUUAAUUACAAAAUGGACCGUCAAACCCAUUUUAUGUCAGAAAUACAUUAGAUGUGGUUUUCUUGUUUUGUUCGUGGCUUGAAUGUAUAUAGUUUGGAGUCGCACUUCCGUUACAUAGUAGAAAAGGGGCGGAUUAUUAUUUCACUUACUAUUUCUUCGUUUUAUUUUCGUUUCCCCUUUAAUAGUUUCUGUACAAGAUGUGAUAUCUGUAGUAGAUAUACUGUUAAGAGUUUCUAGCGAAUUUUCUUACUUCGUUAUUAAGAGUUUACCUUCAUUUUAUUAAAAUCGAUAACAAGAUGAUUAUAUUUCAUUACCUUUUAUUCGCUUUACAAGCACUAAUCAAAAUGAAAUAUGUUUCUUUUUUAUUUUACUAAGAUUUUCUUUCUACACCAGGACAACCAAUUUUUUUUAGUUGCUGAUUUGUCCAUCUGUCCAAAAAAAAGAAAAAACAUCAAGCUUGAAAUAUUUUCAACGCUUUAUAUGCUACUUGUUCAAAAUUUCUGAACUUUUGUACGUAUGUAAUCGGUACGACCUAGUUGACAUUUUUCUGAAGAGCAGGACUAAACUGGAGAAAGAAAUCAGAGAAUCGUACUUUGUGAAGGCAUCUUAAGGUUGUUUAUGUUUCAGCCACUGUGUGUUUUUUGUACCAUGGCUUUCUACAUAUUUUUUUUAACACUGAAAGUAAUUAUUCUACUUUCCGUUCUAUUCGAUCUGCUUAAGGUUGUGAUGAUAAUGAUUUCUGCAUUGUUACUUGUUAUAUACAUAUUGUUCAAAUCUUAUUUUAAUGUAUUCUGUAUUAUUUUCCCAGACCUGUUUGUGUACGAGGAGAGAUUUGGGAUGAAAAUAUGUAAAAAUUGUCAGCCAGUGAUAUCUCUAUGCAUUUGCUGACCAAGCUUCAGUAUUGCAGAAGAGAGCAAGUAUGAAUUCAAUAUUUUCACAAAUAUGGAUAAGCUGAAUAAAUUUUCAUCAUUUCCA
Molecule: messenger RNA, 6922 nt
Organism: Pomacea canaliculata
Lineage: Eukaryota; Metazoa; Mollusca; Gastropoda; Architaenioglossa; Ampullariidae
Exons: 4
Coding region: 2624-3220 (198 amino acids)
Source: RefSeq, a predicted model, not a curated record